Messenger RNA from Acanthoscelides obtectus, 472 nucleotides. The record is from the annotation of a GenBank genome assembly. NCBI's taxonomy places the organism in Eukaryota, Metazoa, Arthropoda, Insecta, Coleoptera, Chrysomelidae.
ACAGGUAUUAAAAAAAGUUAAUAAUAUGAAAAGUAAAAUUAAAAAUAUUACCGAUAUGAAGAAAACAGGAAAUAGGAAAAUUAAGUUAAAUGAGUGGCAAAAAAAAAUUUUCAACCUAUGGAAUGGGAGUGAGAAUCCAGUAAUUCAACAAGUGCCAGGAGGUGUAACUGAGGGCACCAGUCAAGACGUUGAUAUAUCAUUGACCGAUGAAGAGAAUCAAAUACCUUUUUGUGAUGAUAAAGAAUUAAUGGCUAAAUUACGAAAGAAAUUACUACUUCAACAAAUCAACACUGCCGCAGCUCAAGAAAAAGCUGCUAUAGCUCAAGAAAAGGCCGCUCUAGCUGUCGAAAGGUCCGCAGGAGCUGUAGAGCAAUUCGUAGAAGAUUACUUUGCACGACAACAGGCGAGCUUUUGAAUUCAUUUGGAUUCAAAAAUACCUACUGAUUAAUAUGUUUUUUUUUUUUGUUAAAAG